UUCCUCCCUUUUCUGGUGAAACCCGCAGCUCCUCCUCAGCCCGAGCUCGGUCCCGCCGGCGAAAUUCUGCGAGCAACUCCCUCACGAACAGACCAGCUCCUCAGCCCGUCGUCACGAGCUCCUCCUCAGCUCGUCCCCGCGCAGCACCUCGCCCCGUCAUCCUCCUUCCGGCGAGCUCAUCCAGCCCGCAGGUCGCCAUCCACCGAACCAGCUUCGCAGCAGCUUCGUUCCCAUCUCCUCCACGCGCAACCAAACCGCGACCAGCUCCUCCACGCGCAACCAAAACCAGCAGAUCCGCAGUCAAGCUCUGCCCCGUCGGAAAUCGCGACCCUAGCUCGCGUUUUCCGGCGACUUUCCGCGCCUCAGUCCAAGCUCGCGCGACCUCACACGAGCUCACCUUUUCCCCGCGAACCAAUACCUCCGAGCCGGCCGACAUCAGCAAGUUCGCGACCAGCUUCCGUUCAGCUGGCAGCUCCGCCAUCCCAGGCCCGAUUCCGGCGAGUUCACGCCGGAAAUCGCGAGCUCUUCUGUUCACGCGAGCGUACCAGCUUCAGACCUGACCC
Molecule: messenger RNA, 563 nt
Organism: Striga hermonthica
Lineage: Eukaryota; Viridiplantae; Streptophyta; Magnoliopsida; Lamiales; Orobanchaceae
Source: the annotation of a GenBank genome assembly